This is a messenger RNA of Bacillus rossius redtenbacheri, 2545 nucleotides long. RefSeq lists its product as uncharacterized. The transcript has 16 exons. Lineage: Eukaryota; Metazoa; Arthropoda; Insecta; Phasmatodea; Bacillidae. The coding region runs from base 233 to 2308 and encodes 691 amino acids. The record is from RefSeq and is a predicted model, not a curated record.
GUUUCUUGAUUCAAGUACUCCUUUCUUUUCAAAUAACAAUCUACAGCACUUAAAUUGUUUAUAAAUCUUAAACAUAUUAUUUAAUUAUAUGUUCUUUGCUCUUUUAGUAAAGGUGCUGAUAUUGUAACUUAAACUUUACUUCAAUAUUCAAGGGCACUAAUGUGGUGAACAUUUUCAUGAAGUUUUAAACUCUUUACAAUCUGCAAGUGGGUAUCUUUAAGCUGUACCGAAGAUGGCCACAGCUGUGCAGAUGCCACUGCGGAACUUGGUGGACUUGGCUAUCGGAUCGCCGGAGGUGGGCGCCGUCAACUUCACCGUGCUGCACGCAGUCCUGCACGUGCUGGCGCAGCAGGCGCAGCUCUCGGACACGCCCGUCGAGUUCCGCGGCCCGCAGGCCGAGCGCAUCGAGACGGUGGCGAAGACGGGGGUGCGCGAGCCGAGCAUAUUCGUGACGGAGUACAGGGCGGUCGUCAACACGAAGCCCUCGGCGCAGGACGCGGCCACGCCGGCAGCCAGACCUGAGGAGGCACAGCUGCUGGCGGGCCAAGCGGAGCAGGACGACACUGCAGAAAGGUCGCAGAAGGUGGUUGUGGUCCAAUCGGUGGACGACUCCCAACCCGCUGACCCUUCCGCCGAGAGGACCAAGAAGGUGAUCCCUGGACCGCUGAUCAGUCCCGAGGGCGUCUUGAACAUGCAAGAGCUGUCCAAGCUUCAAGAGAAGGUGUCGCUGCUGCACGAGGAGCUGGCUCGCCUCCAGCAGCUACCCAGCGACGAGGAGGUGCUGGAGAGAGCUCGUGCUCCAGUGCCGGGCGUGCCCGUGGAGGACUUGUGGAAGUACAUCAACCUGGAGAAGAGGGUCGAGGCCCUGGAGGACGCCAUUCUGAAGCUCUCGUCGCUAACCCAGAAGCUGGCCAAAGACACGGAGCAGAACCGCAUGGCGAUAGAAGAGCUGAAUAAGAUUUUAAAGCGUUGCAAGGAACUUGUCGACAGCCACGAGAAUGGACUGACGGAUCUGAGUAAUCGUGUUGAAGAGCAGAUAGAUAAAAGGGAGGAAGCGGCUCGCAAGUCCGUGGAGCUGGAGCUGGACCCGGACGGCCGCGUGGUGCCCUCGCUGGACGACGUGGCGGGAGACGACAAGUUCCACGUCAUCGAGUACGUGCUGGAGCGGCUGUGGCAGCGCCUGGACGGGCUGGCGGACGAGCUGGCGGCCGCCUCCGCCGACCGACUGGCAGACGACGACCGGCCCGAGGCCACGGAGCAGGACGGGCAAGUGGACGAGAUGGAAGGACAGGUGGAGGACAUGGACCAGCUGCUGAGGGGCCAGAUGGAAGAGAUGCAGGGCCGCAUCGAUGCCCUGGAGCGUGACCUGGGCGUCGUCAUGGAGAGCGUCCGCACCGGAAUGGCAAUCUCUGACGGCAUGUCACAGGAGUUCACGGGCCUGAGCGAGCUGUACAUCAAGCUGCAGGACACGCAGAAGGAACUCGCCGCGCUCACAGAGAAGUCCUCCCAAAUCGAGGACGAGCAGAAGGAGAAGGCGGCUAAUCUCGAGAGCCUGCUCGAGGAGUUGCAACACCUGCGGCUGAUGAAGGCCGACAAGGAGGAGCUGGAGCUGGCCUUGGAGAAGAAGGCCGAUCAGACCGACGUGAAGAAGAAGGUGUCGCAGUCGCAGUUCGAAACCAUCUCCGAGGACCUGAUGAAGGGCAUCGACCAGGCGCUAGGGAGGCUCACGGAGCAGGAGUUGAUGUGGAAGGAGGCGUUGGAGCAGAUGCAGCAGGAGAUGGAGGGCAAGAUCGACAAGGAAGAGGUCUCCCCCGUGCAGGAGUUCGUCAACCAGAAGCUGCUCGCCAUCCAGGAGAAGCUCAAGGCCCUGCAGGCCAUGAGAGAGGACACCGAGGCAGCUGGUGCCAAGAGGAAGCUCCUCAGGAACGUGCAGUGCAUCUCGUGCGAUAAGAACGUGGUGAUGAAGCGGCAGUCGGCCGUCCCCUGCACCCCGGGCUCGCAGCGCCUGACCCCGCAUGCCAGCAUCAAGCCCUACCUCACCUACGAGCUGGACAAGAUCCGCAAGCAGCAGAGGAAGUGCCCUCAGCCCAAGAACCUGCGCCAGUUCGAGGACAUCAUGCGCAGCCACGGGCUGGGCUCGCCGCCCGCCCCGCAGUGCCAGCCGCCGGCAGAGGCGGAGUCGGCGAAGAACGUGCGCCUCGUGAACCGCUACUGCGGCGGCAGCCACACCGUCACCACUCCGGAGCAGAAGGCGAGGAGACUGCGCCCGGCGCCGGCAGGUCGCCGCCCCAGCUGCGGCGAGGCCUGACCGCUGCCUCCUCCCCUCCCCCAGGACAAAUUUUCGGACGAUUUUGGACAAUAAACAGGAAAUGGCUGACAGUGGAAUUGAAAGUACAUGUGAACAGGUCAAAAUUACAUGUCUGCAGUGGCAAUACUUUAAGCCGGUAUAGUGCAUUCAAAUUUUUAUGGAGUUCCUUGUUAUUUUUGAGUGAUUUUUUUGACAAAUGUACCUGAAAUAAAUAUGAAUAAACAAAAUAUGCUAAGA